Messenger RNA from Drosophila biarmipes, 908 nucleotides. RefSeq names its product mitochondrial import inner membrane translocase subunit Tim17-A. The transcript has 3 exons. Lineage: Eukaryota; Metazoa; Arthropoda; Insecta; Diptera; Drosophilidae. Gene Ontology annotation, biological process: protein import into mitochondrial matrix. Gene Ontology annotation, cellular component: mitochondrial inner membrane; TIM23 mitochondrial import inner membrane translocase complex. Gene Ontology annotation, molecular function: transmembrane protein transporter activity. The record is from RefSeq and is a predicted model, not a curated record. The coding region runs from base 108 to 629 and encodes 173 amino acids.
AGUCAUUUCAUUUCUAAGAGAAAAUAAUUUAUUACAUAAAAACGCAUGGUAUUAAAGAAUCGUAUCAAUAAAAUAUAUUAAUUAAACUACACUAACACUGAAUAGUAAUGGAAGAAUACGCUAGAGAACCUUGUCCAUAUAGGAUCGUAGAUGAUUGCGGAGGUGCUUUCGCCAUGGGAUGCAUUGGAGGCGGUGUAUUUCAAACAAUUAAGGGAUUUCGUAAUGCACCUUCUGGCUUAAACAGAAGAUUGAUUGGAAGUAUAAUUGCUAUAAAAACUCGUUCACCCGUUAUAGCAGGAAAUUUCGCUGUUUGGGGUGGUAUGUUCAGUACUAUUGACUGUACACUCGUACAUUUCCGAAAAAAAGAAGAUCCCUGGAACUCUAUAAUAAGCGGUGCUGCAACUGGAGGAAUCUUAGCUGCAAGAAAUGGUGUUCCAGCUAUGGCAGGCAGUGCAAUAAUAGGAGGAGUGCUCUUGGCUCUCAUCGAAGGUGUGGGAAUAUUAUUUACGAGAAUAUCUGCAGAACAGUUCAGAAAUCCUGUUCCACCGUCGGAUGACCCUUCGGCUCUUGGAGAUCCUGGAAGUAAUUUUUCAUUUGGGUCUACCUCUAAUCAAAAACAAUAUCAAUAGAAUGAUAAAUAUUUAAGAGCGAUAAAAAAUAUUUUUAAUAUAAAAAUAUAUAAAAAUUGCUUAGAUAUAAGUAGAUGUUCUGGUCAAACCUUAAAAAAUCGUGCACCGCCUGACCCAUUUAAGGUAUCUAUUUUGCCUAGAUCAGUGCCUCUUUUGAUGAGAUGCUUUCACAAGGUGGUAAAAAACAACUGGGUGACGUCAUUCGUGCCACAGAUAAACGGUUAAGUCGAAAAACCUUUGGCCUAAAUAAAUACAUCGCGAAACAGCCUGAAAGCUAAA